CGAGACAAGCUUCAGUAAACCGAACAGUUUAAAAUUUAGUCCGCUGUGGCUUCUAAUUAUGCCAUUGUUCUCAGCAAGAUCUGAUCUCAAUAGUUACAAUGACAGAAACCCGAACCCUCAGUAGAGUUGCAGCAUCGCAAAAAAAAGGAUUAGCUUCUGGGAAGAAUAUAUCAAAGUCGUUUGUCGAAAAAAAAACCAGCUUUAGCGAUCUUGGACUCGACGAUUGGUUAUGUGACACACUGAAAGCAAUGGCAAUUAAGGAGCCUACAGAAAUUCAAAGAGAAUGUAUUCCUCCCAUUCUUGCCGGCAAGGACGUUAUUGGUGGUGCAAAGACCGGUUCCGGUAAAACAGCAGCAUUUGCCUUGCCGAUCUUACAAAAACUAUCGGAUGAUCCUUAUGGACCGUUUGCAUUGGUACUCACUCCAACGAGAGAGUUGGCUUUUCAAAUUGCUGAACAGUUCAGAGUGUUGGGAAAAGGAGUUGGAGUGAAAGAAUGUGUUGUUGUAGGUGGCAUGGGUAAGUUAAGGCUAAUGUAUUUCAACUGUCAUUGUAUCUUUCUUUGGUGUAAUAUGGUCGUAUGCUCAAAAUUUUCAUGUUCCAUAUUAGAUAUGAUGAAGCAAGCUUUAGAGCUGUCCAAAAAACCACAUGUUAUUAUUGCAACACCAGGGCGGCUUCGAGAUCAUAUCAGAAGCAGUUCAGGGGCAGUAGAUUUAAGACGAUGUAAAUUUUUGGUCAUGGACGAAGCAGAUCGUAUGCUGUCACCAACAUUCGUUUCCGAAUUAGAAGUGAUAUUACCUUUAUUACCCAAACAACGACAGACUUUAUUAUUCACAGCUACUAUGACAGAAUCUAUAUUAGCUCUGAGAGAUGCUGAAGAAGAUCCUAAAAAAAAGCCAUUUGUUCAUGUCUGUGACAUGUCGGUAUCGACUGUUGCCACAUUAGAUCAGUAUUACAUCUUUGUCCCUUCACAAGUGAAGAUGGUUUAUUUAGCACAUCUGCUGCGUACUGACGACCUGAAGGAAAAAUCAGUGAUUAUCUUUUGCGGCAGAUGCUCGACAGCACAAUUAAUGACAGAUACUUUGAAAGAACUUGGCAUUAGGUGUACAGCUCUUCACUCGGAAAUGACACAGCAGGAGCGAUUAAAUUCUCUAGGAAAAUUCAGAGCUGAAGUGAUAAAGAUCCUAAUUUCAACAGAUGUUGGCUCUCGUGGUCUGGAUAUUCCUUCCGUCGAAUGUGUUUUGAAUUAUGAUAUACCCCGAGAUCCUACAGACUAUAUUCAUCGUGUCGGUCGUACAGCUCGUGCUGGUCGAGGUGGUAAAGCUAUAUCAAUUGUAGCCGAGAAAGAUAUCCAACUAGUACAAGCUAUUGAAGCUCGUAUAGGUAAACAAAUGGAAAAAUAUGAUGUGGAUGAGAAUGAAAUCCUAGAAAAAUUGUCAGAAGUAACAGCAGCUAAGCGUGUGGCCAGUAUGGUAAGGAUUUCAAAAUUGCAACCUUCCACUGCGUGUGCAUAAUUCGAAUUUUGUUCCAUUUCAAAAUAGAACUUACACGAUGAGCAAACAAAAGGUCAUGCAAAGAAGAAGAAGAAAACACACAAAUAAUUGUCGUUUAUUCGAUUUAAAGUGUCAGUCUUGGGAAUAAAAAUGCAGCUUGGAAUUCAUAUUUACGACCAUGAAAUUUUAUUUGACUCUCUAUUGACAAUUUGCUGCCAACCAUCAGUAUUGUCUCUUAACAUAAUUGAUCAUGAAACGUUUUCACAAGACGUAUUUGUUAUCUAUUGUUCUAGAAUCCCUUU
This is a messenger RNA of Mycotypha africana, 1792 nucleotides long. Its product is annotated as P-loop containing nucleoside triphosphate hydrolase protein. Lineage: Eukaryota; Fungi; Mucoromycota; Mucoromycetes; Mucorales; Mycotyphaceae. The record is from RefSeq and is a predicted model, not a curated record. Gene Ontology annotation, molecular function: nucleic acid binding; RNA helicase activity; ATP binding. The transcript is spliced from 3 exons. Bases 99 to 1511 code for a protein of 470 amino acids.